UAUAAAAACAAAAAUCCGUAAAAGUUGUAAUUGUUUUCGCAUACAAACGAAAUCAAAUAUUUAAUAUAUAUUUUCGAUGAUCAAAGCGUUUUAUAUAAAAGCUUGAAAUGGAUCAAGAAGCCCCUGGAACUUCUGCUACUCCUGCCGGUACCACAACAACUACCAUCGCUGUUGUAAAUACUGCAGGUGGUGUUCCCACUACUGCAACCACUGCUACUGCUGCAACCGGCACACCUGCUCCAGCUACUGGAGAAGCAGCAGCUGGAGAUGGUGCGGCUGCUGGUGCGGCAGCUGGUGCAGCUGCUGGUGAAGGUGGUGAGGCUAAGGAAGGUGAGGAACAAAAAGAUAAAGACAAGGAAGAAGGAGAAGAAGGUGAAGCUAAACCUUUAACUCGUCGAGAACGUUUCCGGAAUAUCCAGGCUAAGAAAAAACAAGCAGAAGCUGAAGGUGGAGAGGCUACUGGAGAAGAUGGAAGUAAGACACUCGAAAAAGAACGCUUCGCUGUAGAGCGUUAUGCUGUAAUUAAGUUUGUCGAAAUGCCAGAAUCUAUGGAGGAGAUGAUUAUUCAGUUAGCUAAUGAAGCUUUGGACAAUUUUCAUUUGGAACAUGAAAUAGCAGCCGCUAUGCGCUUUGAAUUGGAUGACCGCUACGGCAAAGCCUGGCAUGUCAUUGUUGGAACCAAAUUUGGAGCUUAUUGUACACAUGAAUCUAAUCGCGUUAUAUAUUUUUACCUCGGUCAAAUGGCAUUUUUUAUCUUUAAAAUGGAAUAA
Molecule: messenger RNA, 770 nt
Organism: Teleopsis dalmanni
Lineage: Eukaryota; Metazoa; Arthropoda; Insecta; Diptera; Diopsidae
Exons: 4
Coding region: 108-770 (220 amino acids)
Biological process (GO): cilium assembly; microtubule-based process
Cellular component (GO): cytoplasmic dynein complex
Molecular function (GO): dynein intermediate chain binding; dynein light intermediate chain binding
Source: RefSeq, a predicted model, not a curated record